Messenger RNA from Verticillium dahliae VdLs.17, 868 nucleotides. RefSeq lists its product as uncharacterized. NCBI's taxonomy places the organism in Eukaryota, Fungi, Ascomycota, Sordariomycetes, Glomerellales, Plectosphaerellaceae. The transcript is spliced from 2 exons. The coding region runs from base 617 to 868 and encodes 83 amino acids. The record is from RefSeq and is a predicted model, not a curated record.
GACGAGGUUGUCAGCUCAUAGCCCGCUUGUCAAAGAGAAUCGCACUCCGACAAAGUGAAAAUAAAUGGGAAUAGGCUGAACCGAAAUAUGAAGAACGUGGCUUGGUAGGCUUGCCGGUAGGAGGAGUUGAUCUCAAGUAUUGUGAGCAAGAAGAAAGAAGCAGCUCUUGACAUCGAUCUCGAUUGUCGUCAAUACUGACCAACCAUUGCCAGCAAGGAUGGCAGCAAGGAAUAAGGAUGUUCAAUAACGGGUCAAAUCCCGAUGGCCGAGUGGGCGAAACAGGAACAUCCGAGUCUAUCCAGCAACACGAUAUCGUCUCCACACACUUCUAUGGAAGGCCCUCAUUGCACGGAGGAGAUCGGCUUGCCGGCAGCCCUGAUUUUCGUCAGCUGGUAGACAUGAAGAUGCAUCGUGGUUUCCGGAUAGUCCGCGUCUAGAGGCGGAACUCGGGAGAGUCCGCGUCCGAGAAUAUCUGACAAGUUGUAAAUGUUUCAAGCGCACGACUUGGCACUUGACCAUGUUUUGUACGCUUGCCCUGCUUUUUGGCGGCACACCAAAAGGCGGAAAUGGUAUCGGGAUACUGACAGGCGAGACUGACAAGCAAUUUCACGGACUGAUGAACGCGUGGGGUUGCUCACGGUGGCCAACGGGCGAGGGCCUAGAUGGUCUCAAGAUGUCAGAUAUCACAACUGAGAUUCCUUCAUAUGGCGUGCAGAUAUCGGUGAUUGUGAGCAGAACAUCAACGGAGUUCAGCGGUGGCCGAUUGAAUCUUCAGCAACACCGAUUCUUCAAGAACAACAAGGGUACCUGCGGCUUCCGGCCCACAACGGCGCGGGCUGCCCCGGUCACAAGAGCCACCGUGGGCUGA